This is a messenger RNA of Miscanthus lutarioriparius, 726 nucleotides long. NCBI's taxonomy places the organism in Eukaryota, Viridiplantae, Streptophyta, Magnoliopsida, Poales, Poaceae. The record is from the annotation of a GenBank genome assembly.
AUGGCUUCUGCCGGGUUGGCUGGGGUGAGCGGUGCGGCUUGCCCUCUCAUGAGGCUCGUCACUAUGAGCAGCGUGCCGAUCCUGCAGCAGCUGCACCUGGAGGAGCAGCUCCUGCGCUGCACGCCAGAAACUGGUGCAUCAUCAAUGACGGCACGGCCCCUGCUACCAUUGUCAUGGGAUUUUGUCAGGAAGGAUGAUUCAAUCGUGCAUCAGCCCCCUUGUCGACUUGCUAAUUUGGUUUUGUGUGAUGGCAGGAGAGUUUCAGAGCUUGUCGAGAUACAGCCUGUCCUUCGGGACCAGGUGCCAGUCGUGAGGAGGUUCAGUGGAGGUGGCACCGUCAUUGUUGAUCAGGGAACGGUGUUUGUGACUUUCAUUUGCAACAAGAAUGCCGUUACUGGGCUGCAGCCCUUUCCACGGGACAUCAUGUCAUGGAGUGGUCAGCUAUAUGGCAAAGUUUUUGACAGAUUUGGCGAAUUUCAUCUACGUGAGAAUGGUAAUCAGGCAAGAAACCACACAGAUUUCUUGUGCCGCAUGAAGGAGUAUAUACCUUCGCGGUCAGUUUUCACCGAUGGGGUCAUUGCGGCCCUGGGAGAACACUUCUCAGUUCAGCCCAUGGAUCUACAAGCAAUUCUUUCCAGUCAUGAAGAAUUCGUGCCUUCUACAAAGCUGGUGUCACAACAAGACCUAGAGGAAAUUGUUUCCUCCAAAGAAUCCUUCAGAGUAUAG